GAAGCUGCUUCAGCUGAUCAACUAGUAGGCAAGAGGAGAAACAGCUAGAAAGAAGGUAUUAUCUCAGGAUUCCGUUGUGUUCAAAGAGAUUAUCAGCACUAUCUCAUCAAUGGAAAAAGUUGUUAUACGUCACCGGGUGGAAACUCCAAUACGAUAUCAGGAGCACUUUCCUGAUCAAGAUUUGGAAGCCUGGAAAUUAAACCACUCCUUGUUUGCAUUGCCAAGUCCAGCAGGGCCCGCAAAGAUAAGGAACAUACAAGCAUCCAAGAGUGCGGCUGAAACGGAGCAGAAAAGCACAGAUGAAGCAACCCCCAAUUUUCAAGUCUUACUAGAUGUAGUGCAGUUUCGUCCUGAAGAUGUCAUAAUACAAGUCUUCGAAGGGUGGCUCCUAAUCAAAGCUCAGCAUGGACCCAGGAUGGAUGAACAGGGCUUUAUAGCAAGAAGCUUCACUAGGCAAUAUAAAUUGCCAGAUGGCAUUGAAAUGAAAGAUCUGAAUGCUCUCUUCUGUCACGAUGGCAUUUUAGUCAUUGAAACUAAGACAUUUGGCAGUAAAUAAAUUCUUGACCGUUUUGUUACUGGGGUCGGCAAACAUUUUCUGUGAAAAGUCCUUAGUCCAAAUAUAAUUAUGGUUUCUUCAGAACCACAGAAGGAGAAGGAGCUGCCCUGGGGGUCUCUUUGCCAUGGAAGAAGAAACAGAAAGGGAAGAAGAAAGAGACUGCUUCUAAAUUUUUACGACAUCUGCCCAAAAUAUCAGAAUCAAUAGAGAACAAUAUAAUUAGUAUUUCUACUUACUAGCAUUCUUCAAAAACAGCCCCCAAGUAUUGUUUUGACAGCUGAAAAUGGUGAGGGAAAUAAACUGCAUUUUGGCGCAUCAUCCUUGUCAAAAGUUGGCAAGAUUGUAUCUGGAGCCUUCUGAACAGUUAUCAAAGCUCUCUUUUUAGACUUGUGCAGAUCUAUCAGCAGCUAAAUAUUCUGGCCAUACAAUAAUUUGGAAUAACAUCUCAGAUUUUGCCAACCAAGAACAAAUUUUCCUUGAAAAUGAAUAAACAUGGGAUUUGUUCAGAUUUUAUUAAAUAUGUAUUUAGGAAUAAUUACUCUUACAAGGAUCAUUUUCUUUAUAUUUUGAAUAUUGCAAAUUGUAAAACCCUGAUUAAUGGUGAAAUAAUUAAAUUCUAAACUUCUUUCUUUCAAAGUAACCAACUUCUACAUGAAAAUGCAGGCUUUAAUUUUAUUGAUUUAAAAUUAUAUUAUUCGGAAUAUGUUUCUGGUCUUUUUUUGUAUUGGAAAAGAAAAUAUAGUUAUUAUAUACUAUCAUAGAUCCAAUCGGAUAAGCUUUUAUUUGACCCUUUUGAAAUCUUGGAAAGUACUUUGUAGUCGGAACCCUAUUGUAUUUAUAACACUGCAGCUGGUUAGGCAUAUUCGAUGAUAUCAGAUAAGAUACAAUUAAAAUCUGAUUCCUGCUUUCACAAAAAACUAACCUUUAUUUUAAAAUGGCAACCUUAAAAAAAAAAAGCAAAAGAGGAGGGGUAAAAAUGGAUAAUAAACUCUAAACAGCUAAAUCAGACAUGUCAAACUCGAGACGUCAUGUGAUGUCGCGCAACAUAUCAAGACGGUUUUGCCAUUGCCAGCAAUGGGGUGGCCGUAGCUUCCGGAUGAUGCAUCCAGCCUGCGGACUGACAGUUUGACACCCCUGAGCUAAAUUGCUGAUACAUUUAAAACUUUUGAAAGGAUAUACAUAUAAUUUGCCAGUAAUUGCUACAAUUCAUUUAAAUGAUAAUUCAGUUUUAUUCACAAUUGCAAAAUGUUAUUAUAUAUAUAUAUGGAUAAUACUGCAUGCAACAAAAAUUGAACAGUGAAUUGCAAUUCCUUAUUUUACAAAUGCAAUGAUCUGAAGAUUCAAAAAAGAUAAAUACAUCUUACCACAUUAGAAUGAAUUUAAUUCAUCAAAAAUGUUCAGUUCUAAGGAAUUCAACAGUUUGUUAAAACAUUGAUUGCCCAUCUUCUUAUGCUGGAGAUGCAAUAGAUUUUUGCAUUAAUAUUCCUACUUUUGAUAGUUACUUUUCAGCUGAAUAUUCCUACUAUUGUAAAUUAGGUACUUGGUAGGAAGUUCUGAUUUAAAGAUGUUGAUAUGUUGGUAAAUUAUAUUCCACAAAUUUGGAAUUUGUCUGUCUAUGAACUUUCUAUUUAAUGUACUUAGACUAUUCCCAAAACAGUCAUCAUGUGUUCUUGGAAAAAUGCUAGUAUACUAGAUGCCAAACAUUGGCUUAAAAAUGUGCCAACUCUCAGCCUUUGAACUGGUUCUUGAACAGUGUUAAAAAGGAUUGGACAAUAUGAUUCCUGUGGUCAAGGUCCAUUAAAUUGUUCAAAAACUGUAUUGUAGAAAUGUUUAUAUAACUAUACUAAUAUUGUUGUAUCUGAUGUCUUAAAUUCCUGUUUGUUCCUUAUUUGUUAUCUUAUUCAAACCAUUCAAUUAAGGAGAAUUAAAAUUAGAUGAUCAUGUAAUGUAUAUUCAGUGUUCUGAUAUGCUUUUAUGGUUUUUAUUGCUUGGAAUAGAUCUGCCUCUAAUCUCUUAAACAGGCAACAUACAAUACAAAUAA
Molecule: messenger RNA, 2597 nt
Organism: Protobothrops mucrosquamatus (brown spotted pit viper)
Lineage: Eukaryota; Metazoa; Chordata; Lepidosauria; Squamata; Viperidae
Gene: HSPB3
Product: heat shock protein family B (small) member 3
Exons: 2
Coding region: 110-556 (148 amino acids)
Cellular component (GO): nuclear speck; cytoplasm
Source: RefSeq, a predicted model, not a curated record